Molecule: messenger RNA, 495 nt
Organism: Closterium sp. Naga37s-1
Lineage: Eukaryota; Viridiplantae; Streptophyta; Zygnematophyceae; Desmidiales; Closteriaceae
Source: the annotation of a GenBank genome assembly
AUGGCUCACGCCCUUUCCGCGGCUCAGAUCUACUCCUCCGCGGCCUCAAUCCUCCCUCCUGUGGCCUCAAUCCUCCCUCCCACGGCCUCAAUCCUCCCUCCCGCGGCCUCAAUCCUCCCUCCCACGGCCUCAAUCCUCCCUCCCGCGGCCUCAAUCCUCCCUCCCGCGGCCUCAAUCCUCCCUCCCGCGGCCUCAAUCCUUCCUCCCGCGACCCUAAUCCUCCUCCCCGUGGCUCUGCCCGCCGUCGCGGACGACCGACGCGCCGUCGCGGACGACCUGCGCGCCGACGCGGAUGGUCAGCGCGCGGCCACCAGCGACCUGCGCGCCGACGCGGACGGUCAGCGCGCUGUCGCCAGCGACCUGCGCGCCGACGCAGCCGGCCAGCGCGCAACCGCUAACGACCCGCGCGCUGACGCGGACGGCCAGCGCGUGACCGCCGACGACCCGCGCGCUGACGCGGACGGCCAGCGCGCAACCGCCCGAGCCGCGCGCUGA